Anarrhichthys ocellatus (wolf-eel) is the source of this 1963-nucleotide messenger RNA. RefSeq names its product NLR family CARD domain-containing protein 3-like. Gene Ontology annotation, molecular function: protein binding. The transcript has 6 exons. The record is from RefSeq and is a predicted model, not a curated record. NCBI's taxonomy places the organism in Eukaryota, Metazoa, Chordata, Actinopteri, Perciformes, Anarhichadidae. The annotation marks the transcript as partial.
CUUCUGAAGCUGGGGAGGCUGGCGUUUGAACAUCUGGAGAAAGGAAACAUCAUGUUCUACCAGGAAGACCUGGAGCAGUGUGGUCUUGAUGUCACGGAGGCCUCGGUGUUCUCAGGAGUUUGUACAGAGAUCUUCAAAAGAGAGAGUGUGAUCUUCCACAAAACAGUCUACUGCUUUGUUCAUCUGAGUGUUCAAGAGUUUCUGGCUGCAGUCUACAUGUUCCACCGUUUCACAAACAGGAAGACAGAGGUACUGAAGGACUUCAUGGGAAAAUACUACAAGUAUUCAUCCCUGGAGGACUUCCUGAGGAGAGCCAUGGUGAAAUCCCUUGAAAGUAAAAAUGGCCACCUGGACCUGUUUGUCCGCUUCCUUCAUGGCCUCUCUCUGGAGUCCAACCAGAGACUCUUAGGAGGCCUGCUGGGUCAGACAGACAACAGUCCAGAAACCAUCCAGAGAGCCAUCAAUAACCUGAAGAAGAUGAACAGUUAUGAAGUCUCUCCUGACAGAAGCAUCAACAUCUUCCACUGUCUGAUGGAGAUGAAGGAGCUCUCAGUACAUCAGGAGAUCCAAGAGUUCCUGAAGUCAGAGAAUAGAUUGGAGAAGAAACUCUCAGUGAUCCAGUGCUCAGCUCUGGCCUACAUGCUGCAGAUGUCAGAGGAGGUUGUGGAUGAUUUGGACCUGAAGAAGUACAAGACAUCACUGGAGGGACGACGGAGACUGAUUCCAGCUGUGAGGAACUGCAGAAAGGCUCGACUAACUGCCUGUGAUCUCUCAGAGACUCUCUGUGAAGUUGUGGCCUCAGCUCUGAAGUCCAACCCCUCCCAUCUGAGAGAGCUGGACCUGAGUCACAACUACAACCUGUAUGAUUCAGGAGUGAAGCUGCUGUCUGCUGGACUGGAGAGUCCACACUGUCGCCUGGAGACUCUGAGGUUGAGGACCUGCAGUUUGUCAGAGAUCAGCUGUUCUUCUCUGGCCUCAGCUCUGAAGUCCAACCCCUCCCAUCUGAGAGAACUGGACCUGAGAGGAAACAAGCUGCGGGAUUCAGGAGUGAAGCUGCUGUCUGAUCUUGUGGAGAGUCCUCACUGUAGACUGGAGACUCUGAGGAUUAACUACAAGUUGAUCACAGCUGACAUACCCACAGUAUAACGAACUGAAUGUGCAAGAAAAGCUGCCCGAGGACGACAAAUAGGUCCAGGUGUCCUGGUCCAGGCGUGUUCCAGUGUGCUUUGACUGGACUGGUGUUUGUUAGGGCUCGGGAGGCGGAGCUGCUGUACAGGACUGUCCAAUGGGAUGAGAGAAAUAACACCUCAAACACCUGACGAACUGAUGCCUCCAAAAACCCCAAUCAUCAGCAGAUCCACUUUAAUUUGUCACAUCGCACGUAUCUCAUGCCAAGUGUUUUAAUGUAAAUUAAAGCAUAGAAGGAACAACAGCGUAAAGUACAUGAACCUGAAGACCAGCAGGAGGUUCUAACAUGUUUCUCGUAUGAGUGGCGUGAGUUACUCAAGGGGGGAAUGUGGGAGAAAAUUAUAUUUGUGUCGAAGUAUAUUUGUGUAAAAUCCAUCAUAUCCAUAAUUUUAAAUGUAUCCAUGUAUAUUCACAUUCACACUGUGAUAUUGGCCGGUAUCAUUGUCAUGUUAUUCACGUCACUGAGACAGGGAGUCUCCUAUGACGUAUGACGUAUUUCUAACGGAGGGAAAGACAGGAGCCGGUCGCUGUGACGGGCAGCCAGAGGUGGAAUGAGGAGAAGACAAGUGGGGAGGAGACUGUGGUUCAUCAACCCUCUGUUAUGUUGUCCGAGGUGCACAGUGUAACUUGAUGAAAGUUCAGAGGAGGACGACAUCGCCGAAGUGGGGGAAGACUUAGUGUAGAAUGGAGGUAUCAAUAAUGUACAGUGCUAUUGUGAAGUUGGUUGACUCCGGACAGCUCGGUUUACUUGUAUACUUUGUGAUGUAAAUAAAUC